UAAAAGCAGCUUUCUUGCGUCCUCUCCUUUUCAGAAAACAUUUAUAUUCUAUCAUUUAAUGACAACAAAUCUUUUUGUGAGGCUGCAGGAGAUUUGACAAAUACUCUUGUGUGUUCCAAGUUCUUCACUGGAAGCUGGAAGAAGCCGGACCUUAAGUUUUUACAUGAAGUUUUCUUUCUAUUGUUUUUAAUGCAACUUGGUUCCUCUUCUGGUUCUGGUCAGGAUGGCACCAACAGAACCUUUUGAUGCGCUCUGGAUCAUUCCCAAACUGUGAUUGCUUGCAUCUUCCAGGUGUUUUUUUUCUUCUCUUUUCUUGCUGAAGGGACAUCCUGACUGGAAGGUGAUGGAUGGAUGAUGUCAGCAUCUUUCGGGAACUUUUGCCUUUCCAUCUUUUUUACACAACAUUCCUGAAAGGUUCCCUCGCAGCUUUCCACCACUAUGGCCCUUAGUGUGAACUGCAGAACUAACCCCAAGGAGCAGGCGUCAGUCCAAAACAGUUUCCCCGAUGUUCUGGAGCUAAACGUGGGCGGCCAGGUUUACUACACUCGGUACUCCACCCUGGUGGGUACUCCCAGUUCGCUGCUCGCCAAGUUAUUCGCCAGGAAGGAUGCCUCUAACGACUUGGCCCGAGACCCCAAAGGUCGUUAUUUCAUAGACCGGGAUGGCUUUCUGUUCCGCUAUGUGCUGGACUACCUCCGGGACAAGCAAGUUGUUCUCCCGGAUCACUUCCCGGAGAAGGGGCGGCUCAAGAAGGAGGCAGAGUACUUCCAGCUCCCAGACUUAGUGAAGCUGCUCACCCCUGACGAGGUGAAGCACAGCCCGGAUGACUUCUUCCACAGCGACCAUGAAGAUAGUGACCCUCGCCUGUGUCCGCCACCGUCCUUGGUGCCCGCGGACCGGAAGAGCGGCUUCAUCACUGUGGGCUACCGAGGCUCAUGCACGACGGGACGAGAGGCUCAGAGUGAUGCAAAGUUCCGCAGAGUCCCCCGGAUCCUCAUCUGCGGACGUGUGGCCCUGGCUAAAGAGGUCUUCGGAGAGACCUUGAAUGAGAGCCGGGACCCGAACCGGACCCCGGAUCGCUACACAUCCAGGUUCUACCUGAAGUUCAAACACCUGGAGAGAGCCUUCGACAUGCUGUCAGAGUGCGGCUUCCAAAUGGUGGCCUGCAACUCAUCAGUGACGGCCUCGUUUGUCAGCCAGCACACUGAGGACAAGAUCUGGUCCAGCUACACCGAAUACGUCUUCUACCGUGGUCUAUCACGUUGGUCGUCCCCUCCCUGCGACUGCUGCUGCAAGAACCACAAGGGCGAAGGCGACGGCGAGAGCGGCACCUCUUUCAACGAGCUCUCUACCUCCAGCUCGGAGAGCCAGUCCGAGGCCGGCUCGCCACAGGGGACGGUCAUCUGCGGCCCGGUCAGCCGGCAGUCGCACCCCCACGCUAACGUCCAAACCUUGGACAGGCCGUUGAAAAAGGGCCCAGUUGCCAGGCUGCAGCAGUCGGAACAGCGGCGGAAAAGCGAUCUGCUGCGCACGCUGACGUCGAGCUCGCGCGAUAGCAACACGUGCAAGAAGAGGUUACCCAAAGAGAAGCUGACGGUGGAGGAAGAGCUGCAAAAGUGCAUUCAGGACUUCCGCAAGAUCAAGAUCCCCGAGAGGUUUCCCGAGAGGAAGUACAUGUGGCAGGCGGACUUGUUGAGGAAAUAUCGCCUCUGAAACUCCCCCUUGAGGGCCAAGGAUCUGUUUACAAGUUUUGUUCCUCGAGACAACAAAGAUGGAGAUAAUUAAACUCACUCACUCACCUUUAUGCCAGUAGGUUGAACAGCUACACACAAGAGUUCUCUUAUUGACGUAGUGUAUGUAUAGUGUGUGUGUGUGUGUGUGUGUGUGUGUGUGUGUGUGUGUGUGUGUGUGUGUGUGUGUGUGUGUGUGUGCGCCUGCAUUUACUUCCCGCCCACUCUUCAAUGUAUGCUGCUAUCUUGCUCAACGAUUCGCAGCUUUGAAUAAUUUACGAGAGGACGCGGGCGAGAAGACUGAUCAACCAAGAGACGGCGGUGUUACUCGGAAAAAGCACACGGAUACAUCAUCAAUUCCCUUAACGUCGCCCAAAAAAACGCAGUACUAUUGAAUGAAAAACAAUCUCUGUCCUAUUGAAAGGGAGUGCGGAGGAUGUCAAAGUCAUGCCGAACGGAUAGGUGGCGCUCUAACCAGCUACUCAGAAACCUGAAAAAAGUCAUUUCCGGAAAAGGAGCGAUAGCAGCAAAAAUCAUUUUAAACUACUAAAUAUUAAAUUAAUCCUAAAUAUUAGACCUAAUAUUAACUAAACAUUAGAUUAACCCUUAAGAGGUCCUAAAAAGUUAUUCACAAUAAUCCCCAAAACUGCAGUAUUAAUAUUCAAAACACAUGAAUAUUGUAGGACUACUCCAGCCUGAAAUAUGCACAUAAAAUUUUAAUUAUAUAUUUGGGGGAUUUUACCUUUAAAGGGCCAGCAUGUUUAUAUAGCUCCACUGGUUUUAUUAUAUUUUGCUGCAUGCCUUAAACUGUAGUCCAAAUCGAAAUGUGUUUAUGUCAAAAUAAAUGUUUUUUGUUUUGGGGGGUUUUUGUCCUCAGAAACAAAUGUGUCGUUUUUUUGUGUAGUCUUGCCAUUUGGGAACAAUGGUGAUAUGUCCUUUGGAAAAUUCCACCUAAAUUAAUUCAACAUCGCCAACUUGGCAAACACAAUGGACCUAAAUGUCUCAGGGAUCUCUUAAGGGUUAAAAAACAACAACAUUAAGCUAGCAUAUUUAGAGAUGGGUACUAAAUUCAGUACUUUUAUAGACAAUGACCGAAUUUUGUCGGUUCGACCGGGUAUCGAUUCACGUGAAAAUCAAACGGUGCGAGAUUUCAAUACUGCACACACGGUGCCACGUCCGGUUUUAAACACUUAGCGAGAAACAAUCACCCAAGUAGCACUCAGAGACCAGAGUGGACUCAGUCGGACUGCCACAAUGUAAUGUUACAAUUUUCAAAGCCAACAAAGUAGUGUGCCUGAUAGAAAACACAGACACACAUUAAGGCCCCACUUUUCAAAAUUGGCUAGCUCGGUGCUAAUUUACAUUCAAUUCAAAUAUGUUCUACUGAUUAGCAUUGGCAAUUUUACAUGGCAAUUUCAAUUUCAACACUAACUAAGAUGCACAUUACAACUGGUGUGUAGUAAGUACAAUACUGACACUAUAAACACUUUUGAGGGAAGAAAAAAGACUAAAUACUACUUAAUGGCAAAGACUACUCUCUGACGAGGCAACACACUAUACACAAGUUCCAUUUAAAAUCUUGGAAUAACAACAGCACGAAACGUCUACUAUAUAAUACUUGCAAAUGAGACUCAGAAGUGUAAGAAAUCAAGAUGUAACAAAUUGACAACACAGUUAUCAUUGGGAGUUGCUACCGUAUCAAUUCAAAUGUGAAGGGUACCGUCCCAGAACAUAAUACAAUAACACAAAGAAAAUGCUACAACAACUAUACACUAUACACAGUUACCCUCAAAGUUGUAUUAAUUUUAGACAAAUGGUCACUGGCGCACAAAUAAGGCCAAGUGGUCAAGUCUCAGA
This is a messenger RNA of Nerophis lumbriciformis (worm pipefish), 3587 nucleotides long. It is a transcript of the gene kctd16b, whose product is annotated as potassium channel tetramerization domain containing 16b. The record is from RefSeq and is a predicted model, not a curated record. Gene Ontology annotation, biological process: protein homooligomerization; regulation of G protein-coupled receptor signaling pathway. Gene Ontology annotation, cellular component: postsynaptic membrane; signaling receptor complex; presynaptic membrane. Gene Ontology annotation, molecular function: protein binding. NCBI's taxonomy places the organism in Eukaryota, Metazoa, Chordata, Actinopteri, Syngnathiformes, Syngnathidae.